Molecule: messenger RNA, 858 nt
Organism: Saccostrea echinata
Lineage: Eukaryota; Metazoa; Mollusca; Bivalvia; Ostreida; Ostreidae
Product: nidogen-2-like
Exons: 5
Coding region: 46-858 (270 amino acids)
Biological process (GO): cell-matrix adhesion
Cellular component (GO): basement membrane; extracellular region
Source: RefSeq, a predicted model, not a curated record
AGGUGUCAUUCUCUCAGAACUCAAAUCGCUGAAGAACACGGAACUAUGUGGUUGUUAGUACUGAUUUUAGGUUACAUUUCUGUUAGUGAGGCAAUUGUAUGUACUCCACAGCUAUGUGAAAAUAUUAAAAUCGCUCCUCUGCAAUGCAAAGGGUCGAUAAUCAAAGGGGGAGGAUUCUGUGGAUGUACCGACGCCUGUGCCAAGCAAGAGGGUGAGAGCUGCGAUUUACCAUCAAGACCUCAUCUCUUUGGAAUGAUUCCGUCUGCACCGUGUGAUGAUGGCUUGGAGUGCACCAGUCCUAUUUCCGAGAACCAUUCAAUAAUGCGACUUGGGAAGGGAGUGUGUUCAACAUCUAGAAAAUCUAGGAAGACUCGCAGCCAAACCUACACACCAUGUCAGCAGAUGUAUAUGCAGCGGUCUAUCAGUAUGGUGAUAUGGAAUGGCUGGUAUCUUCCAAAAUGUGAUGGCGAGGGCAAUUUUGAGGCCGAGCAGUGUGACAAUACAGGACACUGUUUUUGCGUUACACCCCACAAAGGCCAAACUAUCGAAAAUACAAAAGUCUUGGGCUCUGCCGACUGCUCUGCGCAUGCUCCAGCCAAGCGUGAUCUGACCCGGUGUCAGCAAAUGUACCAGUUACGCAUGAUUUCUUUCGUCAUUUAUCAUGGGAUGUGGACACCUAAGUGUGAUGCCGAUGGAAAGUUUGAGCCUGUGCAGUGUGACAAUACACAACACUGCUUCUGUGUGACUGAAUUAACUGGAACAGUCGUGAAAGGAUCAAAGGUUGCCCACAGGAACCCCGAUUGCUCUAUUUACGACCUGACGGAGAAUCCUACCACUACUACUGUGUCUUUUACAUAA